GCCAGUGAGUGCAAGUUGUGUGACAUAGCCAGAGCAAGAGGACCAAUCAGCUGCAGCCUACAGCAUGAGGCGAGCGGUGGGCGGGCUUAGUAGUCAUGGCCGCGAUACGGUUGUUGUUAUGGCGAGCGGUGCGCGGAUUGGCACAGAGCAGGCAUCUGUGUAGUGACAGUGCGGCUGGGGGCAGCUCCCAAACAGAACCUACAGCAAAGAGGUUCCCAAGAAUUUACACAAAAACUGGAGAUAAAGGCUUUUCCAGCACGUACACAGGAGAAAGGAGACCUAAGGAUGACUUGGUGUUUGAAGCACUAGGAGCUACUGAUGAACUGAGCUCAGCUAUUGGGCUGGCCAGAGAAUUCUGUCUGGAUGCUAAUCUCCAGUUUGUGUCUGAACUUGAAAAGAUACAGUGUAUGCUCCAGGAUGUUGGCUCCAACAUUGCAACGCCUCUGUCGUCUGCCAGAGAAAGCCACAAAGUCAGAACAUCAUUUAGUGCGGAUCCAGCACAGGAACUUGAGCAGUGGAUCGAUAAAUACUCAGCACAGCUUCCCCCAUUGACGAACUUCAUUGUACCUUCAGGAGGUAAAGCUAGUGCAUCUUUACAUGUGGCCAGAGGUGUAUGUCGAAGAGCUGAGAGAAUAACAUUCAAAUUGUUGCAGAAAGGAGAAGCAGAUCCAAACAUUGGAAAAUAUUUAAACAGAUUGAGUGAUUACCUUUUCACAUUGGCAAGAUAUGCAGCCAAAGCUGAAGGAAGACCUGAGACCAUAUAUACACGUAUGCAGCCAUGAAAAGCCUCAGCAUUGCUAUGGUUUUGUUCUCCCUGGAACCCUUCUAUGGUUUGCAUACUUUUGGCAGAGA
Molecule: messenger RNA, 852 nt
Organism: Nanorana parkeri
Lineage: Eukaryota; Metazoa; Chordata; Amphibia; Anura; Dicroglossidae
Gene: MMAB
Product: methylmalonic aciduria (cobalamin deficiency) cblB type
Exons: 9
Coding region: 96-782 (228 amino acids)
Molecular function (GO): corrinoid adenosyltransferase activity
Source: RefSeq, a predicted model, not a curated record